GAGCAAUCAGUAUUUGUUUUGCGUUCGAAUACGCUAGACCUUUGUUUCUGACUAUUUUUCGUCUGGGAUUAUAAUUCUGUCUAUAGAGCUCAACUGCCAAAAUGUCACCUAAUACCGAUUCAGAGGAGCCUUUUAAUCCGAAUGAGUUUCUCGCAAUACCGAAAUGGAUAAAUGAGGAGUAUUUUCGACCCAUCAUUGAGCAAGAUGUGACAGACUUUGCCAGCAUCAAAAACUUUAAGCCCGUUGCAGCAACUCAGCCAGGUGAAAACUAUACGUCGAUUAUGGUGCGUGUCAUCAUAGACAUCGAGCUCAAAGAUGGCACUGAGCAGAAAGUAUCGUACAUAUUGAAGACUAUGCUGGACGUAGGAAAGGGAGGUGCUUUUGUGAAUGAGAUGAACUUGUUUCCAAAAGAGACCGAGAUGUACCGGUUGCAUAUACCGAGCUACAUUAAGCUCUACAAAGAAGCGGGCAUCGACAUUGAGUUAGCACCGAAGUGCUUACAUGUCGAAGAGACUCCAGAGCGCAUAACCCUUGUCCUGGAGGAUCUAAAGCGCCAGCACUUUUAUAAUGUAGAUCGCCUCAAGGGAUUGGAUCUGCCUCACAUGCAACGGGUGCUACGCAAAUUGGCGGAGCUGCAUGCAGCCUCAGCUGUUAAAUAUGAACAAAGCGGACCCUUCGCCCAGAUGUACUACGAAUCAUUCUAUAAGGAGAGCAAUCGUGCCAUUUUCGAGCAAUUGGGCGAAAUGCGUCUGAAGCAGUAUUUCAAGGCUAUGAGGGAAUGGCAGCUGCCGGAUGUUGAGAAAUAUAUUUCGAAUACACCUUCUCCAAUGGAAAUGUUUGAGGAAUCACUUCAUCUGAAUAAGGUGGACGAAACUGAGUUCAAUUGCCUAAAUCAUGGAGAUCUUUGGUGCAAUAACAUAAUGUUCGCUGAUGAGGGACCCGUCGAGCGCACCCUAUUUGUGGACUUGCAGGUGGGCAAGUGGGGAUCACCUGCACAGGAUCUUUGGUACUUAAUAACGACCUCGGCAUCACUUGACAUCAAGGUCAAGGAAUUCGAUUAUUUCAUUAGUUUCUAUCACCAACGUUUAGUGGAAUGUCUAAAACUGCUGAAGUACUCAAAACACAUUCCCUCGCUGAAGGAGUUGCACAUCAUGAUGUUGAAAUACGGCAAGUGGGGCCCAGUCACAGCGAACGGCGUACUGGUUGCGAUAGUCCUGCCCUCCGAUAAGGAUUCCAGUAUCGAUAUGAUGAUGACGCCGGGACCAGAAGGCGACGCUUUUCGCUAUAAGACCUUCAUCAAUCCCUACUAUGUGAAGGCUAUGCUCCAGCUGUUUCCGUUCUUUGCCAAUAAGGGCUUACUUUAGCAACAUUGGCAGUAUACAAUUUGUGUUUUUUUAUCAUUUCGAUAUGCUGGUGAUACUACAUCUAAAACUAAAAUACAACCACUUCCUGUAUAUUUCGACAGUCAUUCCAUAGUAAAAUUUAUCAGUAUAUAUCUGUUUUUAACCAAUGCCAAACGCACCUUUUUAAACUAAUACUCACCAUGACUCGCAGAAACGGGCACGAUGACUAAUUUGUGUUUAAUUGAGGUGCUACAUAAUUGCAGCUUGAAUACCCUAUUCGUGACUAGAUGUUUAAGAUUGACUCCAUUUGUACAGACAUUUUUAUAGGAAAGAAAAAAACUUACCAAUAAAUGGCAAAGGCAAGAUUCAA
Drosophila hydei is the source of this 1713-nucleotide messenger RNA. RefSeq lists its product as uncharacterized. Lineage: Eukaryota; Metazoa; Arthropoda; Insecta; Diptera; Drosophilidae. The transcript is spliced from 4 exons. The record is from RefSeq and is a predicted model, not a curated record. Bases 102 to 1364 code for a protein of 420 amino acids.